Malassezia globosa CBS 7966 is the source of this 894-nucleotide messenger RNA. RefSeq lists its product as uncharacterized. Gene Ontology annotation, cellular component: mitochondrion; cytoplasm. The coding region runs from base 1 to 894 and encodes 297 amino acids. The transcript has a single exon. NCBI's taxonomy places the organism in Eukaryota, Fungi, Basidiomycota, Malasseziomycetes, Malasseziales, Malasseziaceae. The record is from RefSeq and is a predicted model, not a curated record.
AUGUCAUCGACAAACACAGCUGAAGAUCUGACGCUCAAAAACGUUCUCUCAUGGUUUGACAAGAACGCACCGACUUGCUUGGCCGACUCGUGGGACAACGUGGGUCUCAUUGCACAGUCACCCGUGCCGAAGGAAGACGACAAGGCACGUGGUCUGUUUCUCGCGAUCGACCUGACGCCAGCUGUGGCUGAGGAGCUCCUGGCCAAACCGGAUGUGCGUGUGGCUAUAGUGUAUCACCCAGUGAUCUUUAGUCCCAUCCGAUCCAUCACUAUGCAGAAUCCCCUGCAGCGCUCGAUCUUGCGUUGUAUCGCAGCGGGCAUCCACAUCUACUGUCCUCACACGACACUCGAUGCAUGCCUGGGCGGGAUCAAUGACUGGCUUGUCACUGGUCUUGAGCAUGCGUGGGAGUCUUCACAUGUACCAAAGCCCGAGUCACUGCUUCGUGCUGUGCAGAACGCGUCGUACGAAAUCAUUGAGCCAAGCAAAGAUGAUCCAUCCGUCGGCAUGGGCCGCGCACACACAUUUGCUCAGCCGUGUUCUUGGGCGGCGUUGAUCCAUCGUGUCAAGGCCCUGCUGCGUGUCUCACACGUGCAGAUUGCAGCUGCAUCUGGUGUAAAUGAGACCACUCAGAUUCGCUCUAUCGCAGUAUGCGCAGGCUCUGGCGGAUCGGUCCUCCGUGGAUGGACGGACGCCGAUGUAUAUGUGACGGGAGAGAUGGGGCACCAUGACAUUCUUGCGGCCAAUGCACGCGGUAUUUCAGUGAUUUUGACGAAUCACACCAACACCGAAAGGCGAUACCUAGUCGAUGUUCUGCAGCCCGCCCUGAGCUCGUCUCUUCCGGGCUCGCAUGUGUAUGUGUCAGAACGCGAUGCUGAUCCACUUUGCGUCGCCUGA